This is a messenger RNA of Fusarium sp. VM40, 909 nucleotides long. The record is from the annotation of a GenBank genome assembly. NCBI's taxonomy places the organism in Eukaryota, Fungi, Ascomycota, Sordariomycetes, Hypocreales, Nectriaceae.
AUGACCAGAGAUAUUCUAAUCGUUGGAGCCACAGGCCAGCAGGGCAAGGCUGCCAUUGAUGCAUUGUUCAAGACACGCGACAACUCCGCUCAAACACAAGACAUCCGGAUCCUAGCUUUAACGAGAUCAAUCUCAUCGCCAAAAGCUCAGGCACUUCAGUCCAAAUACCCAGACAUUAUUCUUGUCGAGGGAGACACCCAAACGCCACAGCCUAUUUUCGAAAAGUACCCAUCCAUCUCAUCUAUCUUUGUUGUUACGGUCCCGCCCAAUGAUGAGGCACAAGCCCUUCCCCUCAUCGAAGCCGCCGCCAUGACAGCCAAUCAGGUAGAUCACAUUGUCUUCUCGAGUGUCGACCGUGGAGGCGACACUGAGAGUUGGGCUCAGCCAACGGAGAUUCCUCACUUUGCGGCAAAACAUCGUCUUGAGCUACGACUUCGCCAACUAUGCAACGAGAAUAACAAAAGGUGGACUAUUCUCCGGCCUACUGGAUUUAUGGAUAGUUAUAAUCCUGGUUUCUUUGGCAAAAUGAUGGCUUCGCUGUGGGCAGAAGGCAUGCCGAAAGACCGCAAGAUGCAACUGGUCAGCACCCAUGACAUUGGUGUGUUCGCGACCAAAGCACUCCUCGACCCAGAAGGCUGGUCUGGAAAGGCGACGGCGUUGGCUGGCGACGAGUUAAGCUUCAUUGAGCUUCAGGAGAUCUUCAAGAGAGUUGUAGGAGAGGAAAUCCCACAGACCUAUAAAGUGGUGACUUACCCGAUUCUCUGGAUAGUUGCGGACGCGAACAAGAGCUUCGAGUGGUUCAGAACAGCAGGAUGGAAUGCAGACAUCAGUGCAUUACAAGCGCAGGAGCCGUCUUUGCAAAACUUUGAGGCUUGGCUUCGAAACUCUAGUCAAUGGAAAACGAGCUGA